AUGGACGAAACCGCAGCCCAAGGCGCUCUCGAGAUCUCGCUCCAGGUCAAUGGGCGAGCCUACCGCCGCACCGUCGAGCCACGGCUCCUGCUGUCGGACUUCUUGCGCCAGGAUCUGGCCCUCACCGGCACCCACGUGGGCUGCGAACACGGUGUCUGCGGCGCCUGCACGGUGCUGAUGGACGGCCAGGCGGUCCGCGCUUGCCUGUUGUUCGCGGUCCAGGCCGAUGGUGCCGUGCUGCGCACCGUCGAAGGGCUGGCCGAGGCCGAUGGCACCUUGCACCCAUUGCAGGCCGCUUUCCAAGAAGCCCACGGCUUACAGUGCGGCUUCUGCACCCCGGGCAUUUUGAUGUCGAUACUGCCUUGGCUGGAAGAGCAUCCCGAGCCCAGCGACGACGAGAUCCGCCACGCCCUGGGCGGCAACCUGUGCCGCUGCACCGGCUACCAGAACAUCGUCGAGGCGGUCCGCCUGGCCGCCGCCUCACUGCGAAGCCAAGCUUCCCCGCGGAGCCCGGCAUGA
Messenger RNA from Nerophis lumbriciformis (worm pipefish), 519 nucleotides. NCBI's taxonomy places the organism in Eukaryota, Metazoa, Chordata, Actinopteri, Syngnathiformes, Syngnathidae. The record is from RefSeq and is a predicted model, not a curated record.